This is a messenger RNA of Bombyx mandarina (wild silkworm), 1218 nucleotides long. RefSeq lists its product as uncharacterized. The record is from RefSeq and is a predicted model, not a curated record. Lineage: Eukaryota; Metazoa; Arthropoda; Insecta; Lepidoptera; Bombycidae.
AUUAAUUUAUCAAAAAAUUUGGUUCGUCUGCUGAGAAAUAUGCAACAUACUAGUAAGAACUGUGAAGCAAGUGGGCGUGGGCUUGUAAGAGGUGGUGGUAGAGCCCGUUCACGUGGCGGUGUGGCAGCCCGUGGCGGUGUGGCAGCCCGUGGCGGUGUGGCAGCCCGUGGCGGUGUGGCAACCCGUGGCGGUGUGGCAGCCCGUGGCGGUGUGGCAGCCCGUGGCGGUGCAAGGACACGUGGUGGCCAAAUUCGUCGUGUCCCGGACAUGCCUUCGGUUUCUGAGCCGUAAUAUUUUUUUUAAACUAAAACUCAAUUUUUAUUUUAUUAUAAUAUAUUGUAAUUAUUUAUAUAUUGGUUUAUCGUUUUUCUUUUAUGUUUUUUUCUUGUAACUUGUUUAUUGAUUUAUUCCUUAAAUAUUUCUUUUAAUAUCAAUGCGUAUUUCAGAAUAUUCUUUAAUACACUAAAAAAUGUACCCACUAGAGAACCGUUAGAGACACCACUCCACCCUAAAAGGGUAAAGGUUCUCCCGCCCGUGGUGGAAACAAAUCCAAGAGCAGAGUCUAUAUGGUCAUCCAUGGGGGUGAUCGACCAAACAAUGCCAUCCACUUCUCGUGGACACGAAAGCAUUUUAUCCAUGCCUGCAAGUCCGGAAGUUGAACAUUCUUCAAAAAAAAGUGAUCGACCACUAAACUGUCCUCUGCGAGAUGAAGAGAUAAUCUCACUGCUUAAUUAUGGCAACGAGGAAGACUCGGAUAGUGAGAGCGAGGGGAUGGCGCGGCCGAUGAUUUCACGAGUCGAAAGAAUGCGCAUGCAGGAACCUCACGACGAACUGGAAACUCCCGCUAACAGUGCCCCGACACCCGACUUACCGACGACUGUUCCCAUGGAGCCGAACAAUAAAUUUAAGUUCGACCGAAGAGCGUUUCCGGAGCCUGAAAUUGAACCUCGUUUGAGGCGGGAAACAUUCUCGCAGAUUAAUAGUGGUCCUAAGAUCUCUUUCACGAGUCCGAAGCAUUCGUUGCCAUAUGGGAUCGGGAUAUUAUUGAUUUAAUUGUCAGGGAGACAAACAUUUAUGCCCAACAGCUGGCAGCGAUCAUGCUGAAGAGCGGAGUAAUCCGGACUACUAAUAGCCGGAUUACUCGGUGGCAAGAGACGACGGUUAAUGAAAUUUAUAUUUAUCUUGUCAUCAUCUUAUCAAUGGGAAUGGUCGUCAAAA